Messenger RNA from Trichoderma breve, 1335 nucleotides. RefSeq lists its product as uncharacterized. The record is from RefSeq and is a predicted model, not a curated record. Lineage: Eukaryota; Fungi; Ascomycota; Sordariomycetes; Hypocreales; Hypocreaceae. The coding region runs from base 1 to 1335 and encodes 444 amino acids. The transcript has 3 exons.
AUGCCACCGAAUAUGCCUACAACCGCCAACGAAAAUGAAGAGUGGGAAAUGGCCGGCCACGAUGCUUCACAGACCAAGAUACAGGAGCAAAAUGCAUCUCAAAACUACCACUCCUGUGGCAAUAACCAACAACUGGUGAGCUCAGGACAAGCUGCAGUUAGCCAGGGCCCGAAUACACGUGCCAGAAAGCGGAAUCGAGUAAAAGAUGAGGAAGAGGACGAACUUGCGUCGGUCACGAAAUAUACCAAAACGCGCACAUCUGCUACGCCAGGAGUGAAGAAUUGGAAGGCAUACACUCUGUGUCAGCUAGCCAAAAGUGAUCCUGAAUCUGUAUGUGAUCUGCUUGAUGGUAACGAGGCUGAAAUCGAAAGACAACGCGUCAAAAUCAAGUCACUUGAAGCAGAAAUCAAGCAAGAAAAGAAAUCCCAUGAAGAAAAUCGUCGCAUACUCGAUAACAAGAUCAAGGCACUCACUUGUCAGAUGGGACAGCUUCUCGCUCAAAAUGCGGAAGAUUUUGGCACAAAGAAGGCAUCGGAUGACACCAUCAAGGGCAUGUGGUGGCAGUUAUCUUACAAGAUCAAGAAUACCGUCAGUAACUAUUUUACUGAGCGGCCUCAAGACGAGACGAUCUCCGUCGGUGGUAUUGAGUACCAUAUACCUGCGAAGCCCACACCUGCUGGCCGAAUUCUUGCUGUACGGGACAGCCUCAAACGGCGUCAGAUAUGGGGUCAUCUGUACUGCAACAUCUUCGCGCCCCAUAGUCGUUGCCACCUUGGAUAUAUUGGUGGGUCAAUGGCUCGCCGUAUUGCGCAUCUAAAUCCCUACAGACUCCCUAGUCCUCAGUAUCUCCAAAUGAUCAGCAGAUUAAAGUCAACUCUUGACCCGGACUUGGAACGAGAGGCAGAUCCUGAAAGCAAUAUCAAACUGGUAGAGAUGAUUCAAGGCACAGUUGCUCACUUCAAAAAUAUCGUACCAGACAAGAUGCUGAACGAAUUUGAAGAGGAUCUGAAGAGCAUAUUCUUGGAUGCGUGGAAACUCUACACCACCAUGAUGACGUCCAAAGCCAUCUUUGUCAUAGAGUGGCACCAGAGUGACGAUGGAAUCAAUAAUUAUCGUUACGACCCAGAGACUAUGGAAUUGUCUGUCGGCGUUGAUCCCAGUGAUAAUACAUCAGAACACACUUUCGCAGUGAUCGAGUCGCCGGCCUUGUGGAAAAUUGGAAAUGGAGACGGCGAAAACUUCGACUCUGCCAUGGUCAUAUGCAAACAUUCUGUGUUUGAAUGGGAUGGCAAGAGUGAGCCCAGUAAACCUGCUUGGGAAGAAUCAUCAUCGUAA